CGGGGCCCUUGCCUGCUUGCAAAGCCUCUCGUGCAUCAGCCUCAGCCAGCAGGACCUGCCGGAAAUGCUUUGGGCCUCUCGGCAUCCCCACUAUCAGGGCCGGUUGCCCCUGGCAGCAUCCUACAUUAGCGCCAAGCUGGCGGCAGCCCUUGUCAAAACCCCUAACUCUACAGUAGUCCCCUGCUGGACGGAUCCGUUGGACUAGACGCGUCUUAUCGACAAGAUAAUUUACCCCAGGCGCGCUUCACGCUCUUUCCCAACGUCAACGCCUUCCUUGCCAUCUCUGCGCAUCGCUGACGAAACCUAUAUGCACCUGGCCUCCAAACCGCAAACUAUCGCCUCGGGAACAGCACACAACUCACCAAUGGACCUUGCUAUUCCGUGAUCAUUCUUCGUGGUUCAGACCGUCCGCCGCCAGGGUCUGCUCUCUGCACCCGUUACCCACCAUGGGCGUCCAAGGCCUGCUACCGCUUCUCAAGUCCAUCCAGCGUCCCACUGAGCUCAAAAAGCAUGCUGGACAGACCUUGGCUGUCGACGCCUACGGAUGGCUUCACCGCGGCGCGAUAGCCUGUGCUAUCGAACUGGCCCAAGGCAAGCCCACCCAGAAGUACAUCACAUACUGCUUGCGUCGCGUGAAAAUGAUGCAGCAUUUCGGUGUGACACCAUAUCUGGUUUUCGACGGAGGCUAUCUACCAAGCAAGUCUGAUGAGGAAGCACAUCGACGGAAGCGCCGUCAAGAAAGCCGCCAGGCUGGCAUGGAGCUUUUGAAAGCCGGGAAGCCAUCGUUGGCACAUAAAGAGUUGCAGAAAGCUGUCGAUAUAUCGCCCGAGAUGGCCCGGAAUCUGAUUGAGGAGCUGAAGAAGCUAGGUCUCCCGUAUGUCGUUGCACCCUACGAAGCAGACCCCCAAAUGGUCUACCUUGAGCGCCAAGGUCUAGUCGAUGGUAUCCUCUCCGAGGACUCGGACCUGUUGGUCUUCGGCGCUAAGCGACUCUUCACCAAACUCGACGACUAUGGCCAGUGCAUCGAGAUCAACCGUCGGGAUUUCUCUGCAUGUCGUGACCUGCACAUGGCGGACUGGACAGACGCACAGUUCCGCCAUAUGGCCAUAUUCCGAGGUUGCGACUAUCUCAGUGGCAUCGAGGGUCUCGGUCUGAAGACUGCUUACCGAAUGUUACGAAAGUUCAAGACCCCGGAGAAAGUCAUCUCGAGGAUUCUCCUCGAAGGCAAACUUCGCGAACAGGUUUUCCUGACUCCGCUACCCGAGGAUCUCAAUAUCGAAGACAUGCCUUAUAUAGGUGCAGAUGUUGAGGCUUCUGUUGCAAAGGGAAUGGCCACGGGUGAUAUCAACCCGAUCACCAAGCAGAACAUCAUAGUCGUGCCGCCUUCGCCUGGCUCAAAGAAGCGUCGUGCUUCUUCGUCAGCUCAAGCAUCACUACCUGCGCCCACACCCAAGAAACCCAUCGACUCUUACUUCAAAAAGGAUGGGCGAAUCCCCCUUGGCAACAUGGACCCCAACUGCUUCAUCCCUGAUCCCGAUCGGGUAGCAGACAUGACAGAGAAUGGCCAACGCCCAAUUAUCUUCCCUCUACCUAGACCCUAUGUCGACGAGCAGAGCGCCCCGGCAACCACCACUGCUCGUCCUUACACCAACCGGCGGCACGAUUCAUCGGCAUCACGCAAUCUUCGCCGCCGUACUGAGCCAAUCUCAAGCUUGCUCAUUGAUGCUGGCACCAAUCUAGGUUCAACUUCACGACGCCAGACCGCAGGUCCAACACGCCAACCAUCUGGCCCAGGGCCUCAAAGCAGCGGAAAUGUCUCGGCUCGUCCGCCCAAGAAAGCGAGGCUAUGUGAUGACGCACUUUUAGCAAGCCUGCCUGGCCAGGAGACGAGCAAGUUUUUCCCGACGGGCAAGAAGAGAACGAGCAUGAGAAAAUCGGAGGGUUACUUGAUGUCGGACGAUUCCAUCGAGGAUGUCCUACGGGACCUUCCGGAGAUGGACGGGUGGGAAAGAUCACAGAAAGGCAGCCAGAUAUUCGUAUUCGAGGAACAGUCGCAACAAAGUACAAACAGUAAUUCUAGAGACGACAUCGAGGUUGUGGAAUCAGCCUCAGCAUACGAGGCCGAAGCCUCCGAGACGCCCCUCCAACCGGCCAUCAGCCAAUUUGCCUUUCACGCCACAUCAGCAUCGGCGUCGAGCUCUUCUCAAGGUCGGCGUACAUCUUAUGCUCGACCUACGCCAAGUUCUUCGGCUCGGUCAUGGAGUGCUGAGUCGACGCCUGGUUCCUUGACAUCGUCGGUAGGGGCGGCUUCUACGGCAAUGUCCACGCCUGCAACGCCGUUUAUGACGCCGCUGCAACGACUAGGCGCUCGAGCAAUGAAGGGAGUCACACAGCCGGCCACACCUACCUUUGCUGUUCCGCAAGCAUUGAAAAAGAGAAGCAGUGCAGGGCGACGCAGCCUGGACAACCUUCCGGUCAACCCAGCAUUUGUACCGCUACCACGGAUGGACUUGGCAGAAGUGGAAGCGCUCCAUAAGACGGAGGGGAGCGAGGACAUGAUAGUACCGGAAAGCGAAAACGAAGACGAGGGACAGGAGAACAUGGGCAAGCGAACAGACCAGCCCAGAAAGAUAGACCUCUCGCGGUUUUUGUUUGCAUGAGAAAUCGGGUUUGAUGCAUCUUUGGGCGAUUGGGGAAGCAAGCAUGGACUGAGAUUAUAUCUGCAUUGCUGCACGCAUGCCAUAGGAGUUUAUAGUGAUUAUAGGGACACGGGGGGAGGGGGAAACGGUGACGGAGUAUAGGGUAAUGAAUAAUCGCCGGCAUGGGUGUAUAAUUCUAUCGAUGGUGCUCGAUAAGGGCAAAGAUUGGUGAAUGCUCUAACGCAAUGGGUUGAUGUGAUGCAAAUACAUUUCGUGCACGAGGC
Truncatella angustata is the source of this 2923-nucleotide messenger RNA. Its product is annotated as PIN domain-like protein. Gene Ontology annotation, biological process: DNA recombination; mismatch repair; DNA double-strand break processing. Bases 447 to 2660 code for a protein of 737 amino acids. Gene Ontology annotation, cellular component: nucleus. The transcript has 2 exons. The record is from RefSeq and is a predicted model, not a curated record. NCBI's taxonomy places the organism in Eukaryota, Fungi, Ascomycota, Sordariomycetes, Amphisphaeriales, Sporocadaceae. Gene Ontology annotation, molecular function: DNA binding; 5'-flap endonuclease activity; 5'-3' DNA exonuclease activity.